Messenger RNA from Saccostrea cuccullata (small rock oyster), 1218 nucleotides. RefSeq names its product sex peptide receptor-like. Gene Ontology annotation, cellular component: membrane. Gene Ontology annotation, biological process: G protein-coupled receptor signaling pathway. Bases 1 to 1218 code for a protein of 405 amino acids. Lineage: Eukaryota; Metazoa; Mollusca; Bivalvia; Ostreida; Ostreidae. The record is from RefSeq and is a predicted model, not a curated record. Gene Ontology annotation, molecular function: G protein-coupled peptide receptor activity. The transcript has a single exon.
AUGAUGGAGGGUCUUUCUGAUAGUGACCUGUCCUGGUUAGAGAAUUACAUAAAGUCACAACAAAAUGACAGUUUGUCUACCAAAAAUAAAGAAAGGAAGCUUGAUAUUCCGUUUGGACUAAAUUUUCAGGAGUUUCACAAUACUGAAAUAUCUCUGCCGAUCUAUGGGUACGUUACACCUGUGUUAUGUGUGAUUGUGUUAAUAACCAAUAUUCUUUUUGUGACCGUCUUUGCCAAACUGAAAAUGAACUCCCCGACUCACUUCGUGCUUCGCUGUAUGGCUGUUGUUGAUACCCUGACUAUUGUUUUGCCUACACCAACAUAUAUCUAUGUAUACACCAUGAAGAACUAUCAAGAAUUCAUUCCCUUUGAGGUUUGCUAUGUUUGGGAGUAUAUGACCGUUUAUCUUCCGACGAUCACGCAUACAGCCUCGAUUUGGUUGACAACACUUCUGGCGGUACAAAGAUACAUCUGUGUAUCGUACCCUCUCAAUGUCAGAUUAUGGUGCGGCAUCAAGAGAACUUAUUUCUUUGUUAUCUUUAUUUUCAUACUGGCUACUGGCUGCCACCUGAGCAGAUUUUUUGAAUACCAAUUUAUCAAAACCAAGGUCCCAUCUCUUUUGGAUCCCAAUAAAGAAGUAACCACAUGUUUUCGGUCACCCUCGGACUUUGUCCAUGGUGUGUAUGUCGUUGCCUAUUCGUGGGUUAGAGCAGUUGCUGUGAACAUUGUUCCAUGUUUGGCAAUGAUUGUCUUCAGCACAAUUAUGUUAGUGAGGAUUCGUGUGGCAGAGAAACGCAGACGCACGAUUCGGCGCAGAAGCACUUUUGGUUCCGGUGAAAACGAACCACGUGACAGUCGGAUCACCACAUGGUUGGUUAUUUUGAUUGUAAACAGCGUAUGUAUUGUAGAGAUGCCCAUUGCAGCCUUUUACGUGAUGGUGGCUACGAACCUAACCAGGGGAGAAAACCCGAUCUCGGAGAAUUCUCACACGAUCGAGAUUAUUCUGAAUUUGCUCGUACAAGUUUCCUAUCCGAUACAUUUCGUGUUGUAUUGUACCAUGAGUGAAGGGUUCCGCUUUGCUCUUGUUGGAAUGUUUGUCAAGACGUGGAGAAAGUUUCAGCAGAUUAUUGGUAACAGUGAUGAAAACAAUGGACGAACCUCUAGGUCAAUAUCUGUUGUGUCCUCUGACACUAGAAGUGUGAUUUUUAAUACAAUCUGA